AUGGCAAUGAACGAAGAUUUCAGUUUCACUGAAUUGUGUAGAUUAUGUUCGUUGAAGAGCAAUCACCAGCUUCAAAUAUUCGACAAAGAAGGCGAACAGAGACAAUUACUUUUUAAAAUACGCUCCUGCAUUCCUGCUGUAAUAACGAAAGAGGACGCUUUGCCCAAAAAUAUUUGUCAGAGAUGCGUAUACAAAUUGGAUAUGUUUUACGAGUUUCGGGUGAGCUGCAUGACGACCGAUACUGUGUUAAAAAAUUACGCGGACAGUUUGAAGCACCUCGCUGCAUCUGUAAACCAGGGCACUGAUAAGGACAAGAUGUCUAAUGGUAGCCAGCAACAACAGCGAUCGGCUUAUGUGGAAGCGCAUGCCGUGGCUCAUGCUGCAGUACAGCAACAUAUGGCACAACAAGCUGCACAAGCGAGGCUUGCUGGCCCUGGUCCACCUGCGACACCUCAGACACCUAAUCCAACCUUUACCUUACCCGACGAUGGUUUGGGUUAUGACGAUGGUGUACGCGUACUCCGCUCUAUCGGAACAUGGUCUCCAGAUUAUUCAGCAGCAAUGCGCCCUGGUGGUGUAAUGCCUCCAUUUCCUGGUGCAAUGGAUCAGCAGUUUGGGAGUAGAGCCCCUACAGUAAAUCAGCCAUUAAGAACUACAAACAAUAUAACGUCUCGCCCGGGAUUUGCGUCAAAGGCCACGAAUACAGGUGAACCGGCGACAAAGGCGUUCGCUUGCACCGUUUGUGGCAAAGGUCUUGCUCGUAAGGAUAAGCUCGUUAUUCACAUGCGUAUUCAUACAGGGGAGAAGCCGUAUUCCUGCGAAGUUUGCGGUAAAGCAUUUGCCCGCAGAGAUAAACUAGUUAUUCAUAUGAACAAGUUGAGACACAGACCGGGAGUGGCGCCACUUUCUACACCUACAGCUCCGAAUUCGGAUCAACAGCAGCAACAACAGCAGCAACAGCAACAAGCUCAGCAACAACAGCAACAAGCACAACAACCGCAGCAGCAGCAACAAUCUCGGCAGGAUACUAUACACAAAUUGAAGGAAGAACCAGUUAGUUGGGCGUGUGAAUUAUGCGGUCGAGCAUUAGCCACAAGAGAUGAAUGGAUGCAGCAUGCUCGUUCUCACUUGGAAGCAUCGGCUCCGCCACAACAUGCAGCACCAUAUUUCCCGGGAUCUACAGCUCCUCCGCAAGCAUACGCAUCUGAGAGGCAUUUCUGUCUUAUGUGCCGUACAGAUUUUACAGAUAAGGCUGAAUUUAUGUUCCACGUACGUUCCCAUUUCGAACCUCACGCGCAGCAAACGCCAUCUCAGCAUUCGAGUGGUAAACAAGGAAGCGAUCCUGCAACGGCCGAAUUGAUCGCCCGUGGACUGGUCGAUCCUUCGGGAUUAUGCAGCUAGAAUUAUCCUUCCUGUCAUUAUGCGCCAUCGAUUCGUGUCUUACCAUAGUACAAGUUCUCUACUCCAUUUUGACCAGAACUUCUGCAUAGGAUGUCAUGCGUAUUGUGAUUGUAAUGAAUAUGUACUGAUUUAUAACGAGAGAUACACAGUAGUAUAUUUCUCUAUAAAUAUUAACGGAUACACACAGUUUAUCGUUUGUUUCACGCUGCAAGGGAAACUAAAUACAGCUUUUAAAAAUUGUUGUACGAAUCCUUUGAAUAUCGCAUAAUUCGUUCGUCCGAUAGUUGAUCACAAGUCAAUAAACAUAAAGUGCACUGCUUUCAGGAAAUAACAGAGAACAAUAUUUUUUUGCAUUGCACAUAUCACCGAAAUUAAAGAUUUCGAAUUAACAUAGGAGUACUACUGUGUAUCCCGAAUAUUAUAUAUAAUAAAUUGGGACAUACAUUAUAUUCGUCAGGUAUUUAGGUAUUGACGCGAUACUGAUUUAUAUGGUAAGAGAUUAUACUAUUGCGCCAAUAUUUAAGUAUGAUUACUUAAUAGUAUACGUUCCUACAUAGCUAGCUUUCCGCUAUCUUUAGCCAUUAGCAAUAUCUGCCAUGUAACGUACAGGUUUGUUCUCAAUGCUAUUAUAGUUCUUUUUACACAUUUUACGAUCAACGACCUGUUUCGUAUGUUUCACAAUUUGAAGAUUUUAUUGUUUCGAAGUAAUUAUAUUUUUUAAAUUAUACGUUUCGGCGCUU
Molecule: messenger RNA, 2141 nt
Organism: Bombus impatiens (common eastern bumble bee)
Lineage: Eukaryota; Metazoa; Arthropoda; Insecta; Hymenoptera; Apidae
Product: endothelial zinc finger protein induced by tumor necrosis factor alpha
Exons: 6
Coding region: 1-1401 (466 amino acids)
Cellular component (GO): nucleus
Molecular function (GO): zinc ion binding
Source: RefSeq, a predicted model, not a curated record